GAAUAGCGUAUUUAGCCAUUGUUGUCUCCUACAUACUAAUGUUGUCAAAACUCUACAAAUUACCUGAGACUGUCGUAAAAACAGCUUUUGUUUUCGGCCAAAUACGGAGCUGAGGUUGUGAGGCCUGUACUGAUGUCACUGAUGUUGUUGGACCGCUGGCAAAGCAAGAAAUGAAGUCAUUGAUCAGUUCCCAGUCACAAAUGUGAGCAGAAAUGACAAGUUGUGAGGAAAGAGUGUGAGUAGAGGAGGCCGAGGACACAACAAGCGACUAACAACAAAGAAACGUCUUUUUCUAUUUCACUAAACAGGAGGUGUGAGUGCUGGAGCGACUUGUCUCUCACACACUGUAUCUAAUAGGCGUCCCCGUGUAGUGAAGUCCUGAGGAGAAAUCUCGCGAGAUGAGACGUGUAGUCCCGUGAGGAGACGUGAGUGUAGAGAGAGAAGAUGCGGGCGCCUUAGCAACAACCUCCCUCCGGACCUGUGCGACUCCCUGACAGCAGGGGGGCCGGUGGUACAAUCUUUGCAAUGAAGAAAGACUUUGCGAGUCUUAUAGCCCAGGAAAGAGCUGAGAUUAUUAGCAAGUAUGACAAGGGCCGGCAGCCUGGAGCUCAGAUAGACCCAUGGGAGGAUGCAAACUUUUCUCUUUAUAAAGUCACAGAUAGAUUUGGAUUCUUACAUGAACGUGAGUUGCCUUCACGUAAUGCCCAAGAGGAAAAGCAAAAACUACAGGAGAUUGAACGAGUGGAUAAAUGGCUUAAGAUGCUCAAAAAAUGGAACAAGUACAGGAACAGCGAAAAGAUGUACCGAAGAGUGUAUAAAGGUAUCCCACUACAAGUGAGAGGCCAGGUCUGGUCUCUGCUUUUGGACGUUGAGGAAACAAAAUUGAAGAACGAGGGCAAAUAUGAGAAAAUUAAAGAUCUGGCAAAGACUUAUUCGACAGAGAUUAAACAAAUUGAUUUGGAUAUAAACCGGACAUUUCGCAAUCACAUUAUGUUUCGAGAACGCUAUGGAGUCAAACAGAGGGCGCUGUUUGAUGUGCUGUCUGCCUAUUCUGUCUACAACACGGAAGUCAGUUACUGCCAGGGGAUGAGUCAGAUCGCAGCUGUACUGCUCAUGUAUCUCAAUGAGGAGGAGGCAUUUUGGGCUCUGGCACAGUUGCUAACCAACCAAAGGCAUGCAAUGCACGGCUUUUUUAUCCCUGGUUUCCCAAAGCUACAGAGAUUUCAGAGUCACCAUGAGCAGAUUCUCAGCAAAGUGUUUCCUAAACUGAAAAAACACAUGGACAAAGAAGACAUGUCUACUGGAAUUUAUACAACAAAAUGGUUUCUGCAAUGUUUCCUGGACCGGACACCAUUCACUCUUACCCUGAGGCUCUGGGAUAUCUACAUACUGGAGGGUGAACGAGUUCUUCCAGCCAUGGCUUACACCAUACUUAAACUACACAAAAAACGUUUGCUUAAGAUGCCUAUGGAGGACUUGCGGGAUUUUCUUCAGGAGACAAUAGCUCGGUCGCUAAGCUACGACGAUGAUAUUGUGGUUGAGCAAUUACAAACAUCAAUGGCAGAACUUCGCAAAAUGAAACUUGAACUUCCUCCUCCAGGAAAAGCUGAGGAAUUUCCCCAAAAGACUUUAGGUCAAGAUAUUCCUGUUGUUCUCCACCCAGUAAAGCCUUCUAAGGAGGCGAGUGGAGAGAAGGUAGUUGAAUGUGAGAACACCCCAGAGAUCUCCAAGCAACUUCCUAUGGAUAUUAAUGAUAUUAACUCAAACACUGGGGAUACAAUUAAAAACCUCUCUUCCAGCUCACAAUAUAAUGGAAAACCCACCACUGUAGUUCUGGGAGAAACAAGCACACAUAAAACUAAUUCUGAAACACAUCAGGAAGCCGAUCUUUGCAAAAAUGAUGUAAAGCAGCAAGAGUGUGUUUUUGCAGAAAUUCCUUUACCAGUUACUCAGGACAUUCUACAAAACCAUGACAUGAAAGAAGAUCAUGAAGUAAGCAAGGUCCAUGUUUCUCAACCACUUAAGAGGGAAGAUUGUGUUGACGUAUCAUUAACAUCUGUUAAAUAUGAAGAUGUUCAUUGCUCAUCAGACACACAUUUAUCAGCAGUGGAGACUCCAAAUGAAUGCCAAAACAGUGCAAAAUUGAAUAGUGCCGCUACAUCUGAAGAAAUAGCACCAAUCAAUGAUUUAGCAGAAACAACAGCCCCAAGAGAAGAAACGCAACUGGAAGUAUGUCCUGCUGAUAUAUUGUCUUCAUCUCAAAGUGAUAGUGAAAUGUUAAGUAUCAAAAAUGUUUCUUCCUGUAAUUCCCUCGCCCAUUACCCUCUAUCACCAGAAUGUGAUAAUCCUACUGCAAAAGAAGAAUGCAUUGUUGCAAGAGGAAUGGCUGCCCUUCAACUUCCAGAAGCAGAAAGUAAUAGCCGUCCAUCCGUUGCUUCUGAAUAUGAGAAUGCAUGUGAUGUAGAACAGGGAGAGUGGCCACCAUGCCCAACAGACACAAGUGUUACUGAGUUACAAAGUGAUGAAUGUCAGGCAAACAUUUGUAACGCACUGGAUUUGUCGAUGGAAAGGCAAAAAGAAACAGAAAUCCUUGCACGGCUACAACCUAUGAUGUCUUACCACCGAGGGCCACUGGGAAGUGUGCCAACCUUGCUUCUCAGUAGUCCUGAUCUUCAGGAAUCUGUCACUGCUCGGACUAGCUCUUCACCAUCAAUACCAGUGCAAUUCUUUCCUUGCCAAGUGAUAAAGACUUUUACUCCAAUCCAAAUGUCUCUAGCCACUCCACAGGACUUUCUCAACAGACAAGUAGCACAUCCGUUGCUUGAUGGUCCUCCACAUCCGCUUAUUUCAGUUGCCCAGAGUGCAUCAAAGCAACAAGGGGAAAGGGCACAUCAUGAAGCCUUCACCUCCGUUGUGAAUCGAUGCAACACAUACAAAAAACCCCAACCUCCUCCACAAACCGCAAAGCCAAAAGUUGUAGCUCAACAAUACAACGUUCCCAAAGCCCAUUCAGAUAACAACUUUUAUUCACAUCAUGCUACCACACCACAAUUGCCUAAGUCUGUGACUUUUUGAAAUACAUU
Messenger RNA from Xenopus laevis (African clawed frog), 3083 nucleotides. RefSeq names its product USP6 N-terminal-like protein 2 S homeolog (gene usp6nl2.S). The coding region runs from base 526 to 3075 and encodes 849 amino acids. The transcript is spliced from 14 exons. NCBI's taxonomy places the organism in Eukaryota, Metazoa, Chordata, Amphibia, Anura, Pipidae. The record is from RefSeq and is a predicted model, not a curated record. Gene Ontology annotation, cellular component: Golgi apparatus; cytoplasmic vesicle. Gene Ontology annotation, molecular function: GTPase activator activity; small GTPase binding.